CCGGCGGGGCCCUCUCCUUUUCCCCUCGGCGGCGCUGCUGUCGGGCAACAUGGCCGUCCCGAUCUCCAAGAAGAGGAAGUUCGUGGCCGAUGGCAUCUUCAAGGCCGAACUGAAUGAGUUCCUCACCCGGGAGCUGGCCGAAGACGGCUACUCGGGAGUCGAAGUCCGCGUCACCCCAACUAGGACCGAGAUCAUCAUUCUGGCCACCAGGACGCAGAAUGUGUUGGGCGAGAAGGGUCGUCGCAUCCGGGAGCUCACAGCAGUCGUCCAGAAGAGGUUUGGCUUCCCAGAAGGCAGCGUAGAGCUGUAUGCGGAGAAGGUGGCCACACGUGGGCUGUGUGCCAUCGCCCAGGCUGAGUCCCUGCGCUACAAGCUCCUGGGGGGCCUGGCUGUGCGCAGGGCGUGCUACGGCGUCCUGCGCUUCAUCAUGGAGAGCGGGGCCAAAGGCUGCGAGGUGGUCGUGUCUGGGAAACUGCGGGGCCAGAGGGCAAAGUCCAUGAAGUUUGUAGACGGUCUGAUGAUCCACAGCGGCGACCCGGUCAACUACUACGUGGACACAGCCGUGCGCCACGUGCUCCUGCGGCAGGGGGUGCUGGGCAUCAAAGUGAAGAUCAUGCUCCCCUGGGACCCCAGUGGCAAGAUCGGGCCCAAGAAACCACUGCCUGACCACGUCAGCAUCGUCGAGCCCAAGGAGGAGGUGCUGCCCACGACCCCCGUCUCCGAGCAGAAGGGGGCCAAGCCCGAACAGCCACCCCUACCCCAGCCUGUCCCCACUGCCUGAUGGACGGACUGGACCUCCACUGUGGACCUGGAUGCCCCAACCUGCCAGUUAAUAAAGCCCUAAAAUACCAA
Molecule: messenger RNA, 852 nt
Organism: Tachyglossus aculeatus (Australian echidna)
Lineage: Eukaryota; Metazoa; Chordata; Mammalia; Monotremata; Tachyglossidae
Gene: RPS3
Product: ribosomal protein S3
Exons: 7
Coding region: 50-781 (243 amino acids)
Biological process (GO): translation; positive regulation of apoptotic signaling pathway
Cellular component (GO): cytosolic small ribosomal subunit; nucleus
Molecular function (GO): RNA binding; structural constituent of ribosome
Source: RefSeq, a predicted model, not a curated record